Messenger RNA from Tetrahymena thermophila SB210, 393 nucleotides. Its product is annotated as transmembrane protein, putative. The record is from RefSeq and is a predicted model, not a curated record. The transcript has 2 exons. Lineage: Eukaryota; Ciliophora; Oligohymenophorea; Hymenostomatida; Tetrahymenidae.
AUGAAUACUAUUUCACUGAAAAAUUUGCUAAUCAUGGAUAUCUCAGCCAAACAAUAAAGUAUUACCUACUCGUUAUUGGGGUAACUUUGCUAUUAGCAGCUAUAAGCGCAGUCGUUUUAUUUCUAAGUUGCUUAUUUAUAAGUAAAUUCGAAGCAAAGAAUGAGUAUCAUACCUACUAAUUAAUACAUUAAAAUGAAAUUAAUAACUAAAUAGAGCAAGCAGAAUAGCUUUAUGAGUGAAAAAAAUAUAUUAUAAUUAUUAUAUCAAAAUUAUUUAUUUUUUUAUGUUUAUAUCUAACUCACAGAUAUGUACCUAAAUAUUUAUAAAUUAAUUUAUUUAUAUUAUUAGAAAAUUAAUUAAAAUCUAUUGCAUAAAUUGUAUUUAUUCUAAUGA